Messenger RNA from Klebsormidium nitens, 3247 nucleotides. The record is from the annotation of a GenBank genome assembly. NCBI's taxonomy places the organism in Eukaryota, Viridiplantae, Streptophyta, Klebsormidiophyceae, Klebsormidiales, Klebsormidiaceae.
AUGUCUGACCUUCAGAAUGCUGCGCACGCUUGGGCCACUGGCCAUCCCCCUGCUCCACAGGGUUUGGACCAGCUUGACUGGACCAGGAGAUUGGAAGACGUCUCCAGUCUCAGAAAGCGCGAUCGCCCCAUGAGCUUCGAUGCAGAGGGAUGCAACCAGUUUGCCUGGGGGGAGCAAUUGCUGGCGGACCUGCCCCCCAAGGUGGGGACCUGGACCCCCCCCAAAACAAACGUGAAUCGGCAGGAGUCUGUCAUCGCUAAUAGCACAGAUAAUGCUGAGCUCCUGGCUGGGCUCCAACUGCAGGAGGGCUUGACACUCGCCCCUAGACACGGGAGUCCGGCGCAGGCGGGGGCCCAGGCCGGUGUCAACUUAUGGCGAGCAGUUGCUAGCUUCCCCGUCGUCAGGGUACACACGCUCACGUCCUCAGGGUCUUCGCGGUCAGAUGCCCAAAAUGGGGGGGUAGCUGUGCAGGCUGAAGAAACCCCCUCCGACAAACUGCCUGAAUCUAGGGGAUCCCUCGAAGCUGAGACAACUGCUUUGCAAGCCCCAGUGGUCGACAGAAUUGAGAAAGAGAAGGGGAAAGAAAGGGAGACAGGGAAGGAGAAGGAGAAGGUGGAACAGGGUAAGGAAAAGGACGUAGGGAAAAGAAUCGAGCAGGCUGCCCUUAGGGUGGCUCAAGCUCUUGGGGGGGAGAUUGAUGAGGGGCUUCCUGUAUAUCGUCCGGAGGGGCAGAACGGAGCAAUCCUUGGGGAGGGAACGGAUCUGGGGGGAAGUCUGCUGCCAGCGGGCCUGGGUGACGUGGCAGGCUUUGAUUGGCCGGUGAACGACGGGUUUGGUGCUGGGGGGCUUGGCACUGAGGUCUAUUCCAGAGAUGCUAGCCCUGACCUCCUGACGGGCCCGGACCUAUGGAUUCCCGACUUCACAGACUGGCUGGCGGACUUCGACGGGAGUAGCGGAGUCGGUGAAGGGACAUUAGUCACGCCCCGAAGUGUUGCCGAGUCCAACGACCCCCUUUUGGGGCCAACUGUGGGGCCAGAAGUUGCCCCCCCGACUCCCCCUCAACCGCUCCACCGCCUGUGGGCGGAGCUCCUCCCCGCGCAGCUCCGUUCGGACAAGUACCGGACGUUUCGGACGACGUACAAGGAGGAGGUCCGGCGGCUGCGGAUCUGGACGGCGACCUACAUUGGGGAGAGCUUCCUACCGCUGGUCGCCGACCUGCACUUCGACGCGUGCAACGCGCUCCCGGCGGCGCGCCACCGGCAAGCAAGGCUAAUGUUCACCAAGGGUCUCUUGUGGGCCUCGUUUGUGAGCCACGUUCUAGAGAACGCUAGCCCCCCCGACCUGUACUUCAUGCGGCGCAACUCGGAGCUUGGCCCCGCGGUAGGACCAAUCAAGAAGCUGCUCAACUUCUCGGCCGCGAUGCGCCAUUGUGCACUCACGCUCGCGUUCCUGCUGGAGGACCGAGCAAGCAACCUGGGUGCGACAUUCUGUUGCAUGACGAGGCGGCAGAGGCCCCAGAGUGUCCGCACAUACGGCGCGCUGCAUAAGUCGGCGGGCGACGAGGCGGCAUACGGCCCCGAAGUAUACCGCACAUACGGCGCGCUGCAUAAGUCGGCGGGCGUGCACCGCCCGCUCGCGUUUGCCGGCUACGGUUACCACCAAAUCUCCUUUCCUAAGCUCACCGAUCCUGAACCCCCACUUCUUGAAACGGGUGCAACUCCCGCUUCUGACGAAGUGGAGCUUAUCGAAUUCGAAGACGAGCCGCUCUUCAACAAGUGCAUCUUCCAGAAGAAUCCGUUCGCGUUCCGGUGGGGCACGUUCUGGUUCAACGAGAAGCGGCUCGAGGCGACGGGGAAGGGCCUGGCGCGUGCGGGGGCGCGCGGGCGGCAACUGGUGCAGGGCUUAACGGAACUGACGCUGAGCUCCCACGUGAAGCGCUUCGACUGCAUGGCGGCCGGGGGCACUCCCUCCCUGGAGAAGUACCUGGCUUUCGCCCGGUACACUUCGGGUGUGACCACCGCUCUCGGCUUGGCGUUCUGCGCGAUCGGGCAAGAGCUAGGGGAUUCCGCUCAAUGGACGCCGACGGAACCCGGCUUGGAAGGGCUGUUUGACGCGGCCGAGGGGGCGCUCGCGCUCGCUGGCGGCGUGUUUCGGAUUAUGAGCGAUGUCAGGACGUAUGAGGCGGACUUGGUUCAGUGCCGGUUAAACGCCGUGGCCAUUUGGAUGCGCGAAGCACUGUGCAGUCACAAAGAAGCCAUUGAUUAUCUGGUCGCCAAAGUGGCCGACGAUAUUGAGUCGUUGGAAGCCGAGAUCGUUUCCCGGGCUCCCAAGGACCGCUUCUCGAGGAUUUGCCGGCGCCCGGUGUAUCUAGCUCUGGGAGACUCCUACGCAGCAGGGGUGGGGAGUACCGACAACUACGUCAAGUCGAGCCUUGAGUGCAAACGAUCACCUGUUGCAUGGCCAGAGCUCCUUGCCAAGCGCCUCAAUGUGCAACUGACCUCCCUGGCAUGCAAUGGUGCUCAAAGCGGCAACGUGUAUGACCAGCUGAGCUUGCUGUCAGCUGGAUAUCUAAACGUGACGGAGGUGGUGUUGCUUAGUGUCGGGGGCAAUGACGCGGGGUUCGGCGAUGUGCUCAAAGAGUGUGUCCUGUUUGACCCGUCUGUUCAACUAGUCAGCGGACCGGGAGGAGGAGGCUUCCGCUUCGGUGAUGCGCCCUGCAAGCUGGAUGCCGCUUCUGAAUUCAUCGCCAACAAGCUACCAAGGAGGCUGUCUCUGCUAUACAAGGUGCUGCGAUCUGUUGCACCAAACGCACGGGUCCUGGUGACUGGCUAUCCAAGGCUUUUCACAAACGUGAGUUGUGAUUCGAGACUCUUUCUUACAGACCAAGAAACGACUGGCCUGAAUCGGCUGGCCAAUGAGCUGGCGGAUGUGAUCAAGCUUAGUAUGGUUGACAUGCCUAGAUUCCAGUUCGUUGACACUCGGAACGCGUUCGAGGGGCACGCCGUCUGUGCAAAGGACCCCUGGAUCAACGACGUAACCUCUGAGAAGAUAGGUUCCUUUCCAUAUGUCCGGGGCUCUGAUGAGUCGUACCACCCCAAUGUCAAGGGACAAAAUGCGUAUGAGCAGAUUGUGUACUCGUGCUUGUCUGGUGGAGCGUGCAAGUAGUCGGUAAAGUCCUCACCGAACACACCAGGCUACUUAAAAAAUAUGAGACUUUGAGAAUACAAGUGUUCAAAGCAAGUCACUA